CGUGCUCGCGGGGACAGCCGGGGGCGGGGCGCGCUGUGGGCGCGGGCGCGCGCGGCGGCAGCGCGUUCUGUUCCGGGCCGAAGCUCGCGGCGGAAAAGUUGCAGGGCGGAAAGGAUCGUCCCCCGGACGGGCAGCGAGCGCGACGUCGAGUCGGUUCCCGGCUCCCACAGCCCCGCCAUGGACGACCUCGACGCCCUGCUGGAGGACUUGGAGUCCACCACCUCCCACAUCUCCAAGCGGCCCGUGUUCUUGUCUGAGGAGACCCCCUACUCCUACCCAACUGGAAACCACACGUACCAGGAGAUUGCCGUGCCGCCCCCCGUCCCUCCCCCACCGUCCAGCGAGGCCCUCAACGGUGCGCUCCUUGACCCCUUAGACCAGUGGCAGCCCAGCGCCUCCCGGUUCAUCCACCAGCAGCCUCAGUCCCCGCCGCCUGUGUCCGGCUCCGGUGCCAAAACGUCCAGCGCCUGCAUCCCCCAGGACGGCGCCGGCCCUCCGUGUCCCCGCACCGGCGAGGAGGAACACGUCUACAGCUUCCCCAACAAGCAGAAGUCGGCCGAGCCUUCGCCUACCAUGAUGAGCUCCUCCCUGGGCAGCAACCUCUCUGAACUUGACCGCCUGCUGCUGGAGCUGAACGCCGUGCAGCACAACCCGCCGGGCUUCCCCACAGACGAGGCCAACUCCAGCCCCCCGCUGCCCGGGGCCCUCAGCCCCCACUACGGCGUCCCCGAGAAUAACAGCCUGCUGGGCAUCAAAGCCGGGGCCCCGAUGAAAGAGAAGCCGAAGCGGAACGGGGGCCGCGGCCUAGAGGACGUGCGGCCCAGCGUGGAGAGUCUCCUGGACGAGCUGGAGAGCUCGGUGCCCAGCCCCGUCCCCGCCAUCACUGUGAACCAGGGCGAGAUGAGCAGCCCGCAGCGGGUCACCCCCAGCCAGCAGCAGACGCGCAUCUCGGCCUCCUCUGCCACCAGGGAGCUGGAUGAGCUGAUGGCCUCCCUGUCGGAUUUCAAGACCAGCUCUUCGGCUGUGGCCUCGAACUCCCUGGGGCUGCUGCCCAGCUCAGCUCCGUCCUCACACCACAUACUUCCUUCUCCUUCUCCCCCUCCUCCUCCUCCCGGGCCAUCCAUUCCUAAACCCUCCCCUCGAGGCCAGGGUCACACCCCAGAGGUCCUCGGCGUUGAGGAUAAUGCUAAUGGAAAGGGCCUUUUGGCCCCAGUGGCCCCCAGUUGGCUUGAUCUGGCUGGCCUGGGGGUGACAGCUGGUUUUGGGGUGACACCUGACACCCCCAACUCAAGGUCUUCCUCUGCAGAGGGUUCUCUGGGGCCAUCUGGUGCAGAGAGCCAGGCUCAAGUGUGCAGGGACGUGCUAGCCCUCGCCAGUGAGCUCCCCAGGGCUCCCCCAGGCCCCACUCUACCCGGGGCUCAAUGCACCAGUCCCCCGGAGCCUGGAGACCCCCAAGGGCUGUCGGCCAACCCCGCAAACCCAGAGGAGGCCUUGGCUGCCACGCGGGAGCAGCUGUGGGCUCUGGGGGCACUCAGGCCCGAGACUCCCUGCGGAGCUGUGCCCCGCCUCCAGGAAGUAGCCGAGCCAGCGCUCGUGGCCGUAGACCGUCAGGCCGUCUUCCCAGAUACCUGGAGUCUCAUGGAGGAAGGUGGACAGCUGAGGGCGAGGCCAGGGCCAGCGGGGCCGGGGAGCAGCCGCCCUGCCCCAGUCAGUGAGGCGCAGUUAGGUGGAGAGGCGCCCACGAGGGGAAGCCCGGUCAGGCCAGCCCAGGGGCCCAAGACACACCGGAGGCCAGAGGGCACUGCCGAAGCUGCCACCGAGGCCACGAGGGAGCGGCCGGAGCUUCCACAGGCUGUGGUCGUGGACGCCCCCAAGACCACCGAGAGGAUCUCCACCUCUGGCCAGAUCCGCUCCGUGAUCAGGAGGAGCCGGGAGACGGGCCACGCGCACCCCAUGUCCCGGGAGCCCUCCCCUCGCCGCCGGCUGGACCCCGCCACCCUGAGCAGGAACCCUUCCCAGGAGCGGCUCAUCGCAGAGCUGCAGGGCCGGCUGGGCAUCCAGCCGGAGGCAGAGGGGGCCGCGGGGGCCUGCGCCGAGGACUGGAUGACGGAGGGCGUGGUCAUCACCGUGCAGCCUCGAGGGCGGCGGGCUGAGGGGCAGCUGGUAGAGAAGGUAGCAGGGAGGCGCCCAGGGCCGGGCCUGCGGCAGGGCAGCUGGCGGCCUGAUCCCUCCCCAGCUCUGGUGGUUUUUCCUCCCAGCUCUCCCAUUCCCCUGAGAAGAACCUUUCCUGUUCUGCCUCCUCCUCCUCCUCCUGUCCCUUUGCUCCAGCACGGCAGGGAUGCCGUGGCCAGCGGCUCUUCUCCCCCACCCAGCCUGCCCGCCCCCUCCGCCCCCUCCGCCCCGGGUCUCUCCGCGCUCCCCUGUCGGUCUCCCGGGGUCCAGAAUGCCGGGGCGGGGCCGCAGGAAGAUGGGCGGCGGCCCACCUCCCCGCUUCCUGCGCCCCGCACUGUGAGGUCCGUGGGCUGCCAGACCGACGAGGACCCGCUCUUCCCCCCGAUGCAGCCCCAGGGCCCGGAGCAAAGGGCAGACGGAGAGUUGUGCCGGGCGGCGGGCUGGCCUCCGAGCGGCAGGCAGAGCAGCCCCGAAGGGCGGCGCGAGGGAGGGUUCAUGUCCCAGGGGAAGACGGGGAGCAGCUCUCCCCCCGGGGGACCCCCAAAGCCCGGGAGCCAGCUAGACAGCAUGCUGGGGAGCCUGCAGUCCGACCUGAACAAACUGGGUGUCGCCACGGUCGCCAAAGGGGUCUGCGGGGCCUGCAAGAAGCCCAUCGCGGGGCAGGUGGUGACGGCCAUGGGGAAGACGUGGCACCCCGAGCACUUCGUGUGCACCCACUGCCAGGAGGAGAUCGGGUCCCGGAACUUCUUCGAGCGGGACGGGCAGCCCUACUGUGAAAAGGACUACCACACCCUCUUCUCCCCGCGCUGCUACUACUGCAACGGCCCCAUCCUGGAUAAAGUGGUGACAGCCCUGGACCGGACGUGGCACCCCGAGCACUUCUUCUGCGCCCAGUGUGGCGCCUUCUUCGGGCCCGAAGGCUUCCACGAGAAGGACGGCAAGGCCUACUGCCGGAAGGAUUACUUCGACAUGUUCGCGCCCAAGUGUGGCGGCUGUGCCCGGGCCAUCCUGGAGAACUACAUCUCGGCGCUCAACACCCUCUGGCAUCCCGAGUGCUUCGUGUGCCGGGAAUGCUUCACGCCCUUCGUCAACGGCAGCUUCUUCGAGCACGACGGGCAGCCCUACUGCGAGGUGCACUACCACGAGCGGCGCGGCUCGCUGUGCUCCGGCUGCCAGAAGCCCAUCACGGGCCGCUGCAUCACCGCCAUGGCCAAGAAGUUCCACCCGGAGCACUUCGUCUGUGCCUUCUGCCUCAAGCAGCUCAACAAGGGCACCUUCAAGGAGCAGAACGACAAGCCUUACUGUCAGAACUGCUUCCUCAAGCUCUUCUGCUAGGUGCCCUCGUCCCUGCAUCCGCCCCGCCCCCCGGCCCAGCCUCCCCAACUGCUACUGUGACCCAGAGGCCUCUCCCAGGCGUGAAGGGCCAAGCCCGACUGAAACUGGAACCCGUGUCCUCGGCUGUGCAGGGUGGCAGGGGGGCCUCAAAGGGCUCCACCUGCUUUCUUUCCCUCUGCCGGAGCCUCUGGGCCUCUCACUCCUCCUGCAGCUGCCCCCGGCUGCCGGCUCUUCCUCCUCCUCCCGGAGACCCGGUUUGCAGGGCCCCGCCCACAGACCCGCCCGGCCAGGCAGGGCCAGCACCCGCAGUGGGAGCCACCUCUUACUCCUAUUUCGGCAGCGGAGCCGGGGGUAGGGCAGGCAGCCCCCUUUGUGGGGGAGGGCCGAUGGGGUCUCUUUUUAUCUCUUUCCCUCUGACCAAAUCAUCCUUCUUCUGAGAGUAUCGGGGGACACUGCUCCCUCCAGACCAUGCCAGCAUAAGUCCGUCCGUCCGAGGGUCGAAGUGCCCCGGGACGGGGGCCGCGGAGGGUUCCUCGUGCUCCUCCUGCCGUUCCAGUCUCCCCAGGCCUGGACGACGGCCCCCCACCCUCCGCAACUGCUCAGAUUCUACUGAGACAGGCUUCUCCAGCAAUAAUGUUUUCUAGUCACUUCCUCCGUCCCUGGGGACGGCGUGGGCGGGGCGUUUCACCUCGUGCCUGGACACUGUACCGACUUUGAUAGAUUUCUACACUGAGGUUUGAAUUCAUAUCGUCCGAGUUGCUUUUACUUCCCUGUCCAAAUGAUUUUGAAGAGAUUUUAAAGACAUCAUCCCCUUUUUGUAAUCCCCUCCUCGUCCGUCGCCACCGGUGCUGUGGGCGACAGUGGCAGUGGGCCGGGGUGUGCCUCGUUGUACUGAGGGCUGGGGGCGGGGAAGCCAUUUGUAUUUUGUUUUUUCUCAGCAUAAGCAGGUGAAGCGGGAGCGGCCCUGAGGCUCCCCUCCCUUCACUUCAUGGCUCACCAGGACUGUUUUAUAAACUGCUGUAUUUUGAAACCCCUUCCUUACCACCCAGGCCAGCGAGCUCUUAACUGAAACUGGCCUAAGGGUGUCUUGCCCUUCUGAGCCUAGGAUUGUUGAACCUCAUCCAUCAAGUUCCUGAGGGAGGAGAAGGGGGAAGUAUAAUACUUUGGGGGUGCUGUUUUCGUCUAAGCCAUUAGGAGCGUCUGUUCCCCUGUGACCUAAGGAACCCACCGAACAUUCUUGGCCUCCUCGCCACUUCUGCGCGGCUCCUUCCUCCUCCUCGGGAAAGCUGGUGUCUAACCCUGAACGUUGGUCUUGUUGAUUCCACUGGGCGUCUCUUCCCCCAAGGUUCCUGCCCUCCUUGGAAACCGGAGGUCUGGGGAAUGGGGCCCAGGUUGUUGCGAGGGAGCGUGAUAGGAUUCCGGGCAGACGGCCAGGAUCCCGCUGAAGCCAUGGGAAGCCCCUGGAGCUUUCUCCGCUGAGGAUGAGGCCGCAACCGGCAGGCCCGGGGUUCCUGGUCAGCAGAGAGGGGCCCCGGUGGGGUCUAAAGUGAGGACAAUCCAGACUACUCUGCUAGCCUCCCGGCAGAGGCCGAGUGCGCUGGGCUCUCUGGGGAGGUCAGCCAGGCCCCUCCAAAGGUCCGACGUCUCCACUUCUACCCAUAGGCCUUACUGCUCAGUUUACAAUGACCCACCCAGACCCCUCCCCUAGAGGAACGGGUUUCUGCGGUCCACCCUCUGGGUCACUGGUUAUUUGACGAUGUGAUUUUAAUUUUUUUUUCUCUGUAAACUUUUAACCUGGCUCUUCCCCAUUUCAAUUCCUGUGAUUUAUGCCAAUAAAGUUUGCCAUUAUUUUGACCUGU
This is a messenger RNA of Phyllostomus hastatus (greater spear-nosed bat), 5366 nucleotides long. RefSeq names its product paxillin (gene PXN). The transcript is spliced from 15 exons. Lineage: Eukaryota; Metazoa; Chordata; Mammalia; Chiroptera; Phyllostomidae. The record is from RefSeq and is a predicted model, not a curated record. The coding region runs from base 178 to 3507 and encodes 1109 amino acids. Gene Ontology annotation, biological process: substrate adhesion-dependent cell spreading; endothelial cell migration; transforming growth factor beta receptor signaling pathway.